This is a messenger RNA of Protopolystoma xenopodis, 1344 nucleotides long. The record is from the annotation of a GenBank genome assembly. NCBI's taxonomy places the organism in Eukaryota, Metazoa, Platyhelminthes, Monogenea, Polystomatidea, Polystomatidae.
CACAGGCCGGUGGUUGGUGAAUGUCUGGCUGCGUUAGCGAGCUGCUUCCCAGUGGCCUUUCUAGAACCACAAUUUAAUUCAAAAAAUCCUCUCUCCAUAACCUACAAGAAAAGUGGCGAUUACAGUCUUGAGGCCCGAGAUAUCCUACAACAGCUUUCACAGUCCCUACCUCUACUGGAGGUGAUUUGUCAAGAGGUGAGUAACAUGGGAGAGUCUGGUCUAACAGGUGGAGGUGUGGAGGGCGGAGAGACUCCUUAUUUAAUCGAAGUAACAAUGCCUAUGCUCUGCUCCUACCUGCCCAACUGGUGGAGAAAAGGACCCGAAUGCUUGGCAUUGCCUGGCGGUUUAUCUGAGUCUACCGUUAAGAUGGGCAGAAGGGAGGUGUUGGCGGCUACUACUGCUGCAAAUAUCGUAACUGCGGCUGCGGAUCAGCACCAACAACAGCCAGCCACUGUAGAUACAGGUGGUGGCGGGGCCGGAGGAGUUGCUCCGGAGACUGCCGUUGGUCCUCUAACCACAGUGACUGCGGGAAUGAUGAAUCGAAUAUUAGGUAGUGUAUUACAGCUGAUCCAGAACAAUAUCGACGCUCCCAGAGCUCCUUGGAUGACUCGAAUAGCCAGUGAGCGACUUCAAAAUGGCAUGGAGCUCCUAAAUGCCUUUGGAAUCGCUAGGACAACGCCGAUUGUGGCCAAUGCUACUUCUGAUAUGCUCGGUCGUUACUUUUUGCCAGUCUCUGAGCGCCUUCUUGAGCAUGCCUUGAUCGCUGAACGUGUAGAAGAGGCCUACAAAAUGGAGAAGCGAAUUGGUUCGGAGACUGCGGGCGCUCGUGAGGAAGAGUUGUUGGGUCUUGUGGAGGUGCUGGUGCGCAAUUUAUUCGCCUUCUAUCCUCUUCUCAUCAAGUUUGUUGACCUACACCGCACAGCCUGGCUGAAACAUCCCACUGUGGAGACGGAGCGAUUAUUUGCAGCUGUGGCACACAUGUUCUUGAUCUGGGCUAGAUCGGCGAAAUUCAAGCGUGAAGAGGAGAACUUCGUACACGCAAAUGAGAUUGAUCAUCUAUCUUUGAUAAUGCCAAGUAAUGCGGCCAACGCCGGUGCAGCUGGCUCAAAUUCCACUCGAGUAAAUCAACGCGGUCUUGCCUUAGAUGCUUCGGCUGGACCUGGUGUAGUUCGAGGAAAACGAAAGAAAGGAACGCUUACUAGCCUCACUGUUGCCUGCAUCAAACGUCUCUUGCCGAUCGGUCUCAGUCAACUGGGAGGGAGGCAACAGGAGUUGGUGCAGCGGGCCAAAAGGCGUCUAAUUCAGGUAAGAUCUUCGCCGCCUUCUUAUACAUCAAAAUCCUAA